AUGGGACGAAGUUUCACUACUUUCUCAUGUCUAUGGACAUUAGAGAAGACGCAUCAGGUGACAGAAGAAUCAUUGAAUUGUACCAAGUUUACGAAUCAAAAGGAGAAACCUCAUAAUGUGCAAGCACUUGACCAUGAAUUACAACUAUCACCUCGAUCACAGCUCCAUGUGAUAUCACAAAUCACUCUGCAAACAGCGAAGCGGAAGAGAACUUUCCAACCUGCUGCUACAGCUACUAUGCAAAAGAGGCACAAACAGACGGAAACGUCAAUGCAGUCGGAGACAGAACAACUAGCUGCUGACAUGCUGGACUGGGAGACUUGUAGCGAAGGUGAUUUAUUUACAAUGGAUGCUGGUGGAAUGGAGACAGAUGAAUGGAUUUAUGAAGAAAUUAAUGACAGUGACUUUGAGACACGUUUACCUGUAGAUUUUAAGGUCAAUAGAAAUAACAAACGACUUGUAUCGGUUAUUAACAAUGACAAGCACUGGAAUACAAUGGAAAGCGUCAUCUGCAGGAGUUGCAAUCGACCAUAA
Messenger RNA from Peronospora belbahrii, 534 nucleotides. The record is from the annotation of a GenBank genome assembly. Lineage: Eukaryota; Oomycota; Peronosporomycetes; Peronosporales; Peronosporaceae.